AUGUCGUGGAAGGCGUCGGAGCGCCUGAUGGACACCAUCAGGCACUAUGCCAGAUUCCCAGCCACAGGUGUCAGCCUCCGACAGAUGGUCCAAUUCGGCGAGAGACCAUCCACGGGUACCCUCUUCCGCGCUUCACAGUUCCUUGCCGAGGAGCUUCCCAUCCGACUGGCGCACCGAGUCCAGGAGCUCGACGACCUCCCCGAUGGCCUCAAUGAGAUGCCCUCGGUCAACAAGGUCAAGGACUGGUAUGCGCAGUCCUUUGAAGAAAUCACACAGCUGCCGCGGCCCAACCUGCCAGCGGACGUCCGAUCACGCCUCACAAAGCCCGCCAAACACUACGGCCGCAAUACCCUCAAACUCUCCGAGGCUACUCCGAACCCGUCCCUGGGAGAGGGCGACACAUCGGGCUGGGGAGGUCUCCAUGCCAGCGCCAACGGUCAUGGCGCCAACAAGACCAAGUCGCUGUCGAGACGCUACUUUGCCAUGGUCGACGACUCCUCCGAAUGGCCUCCCGAGCUCCAGCUAUAUAAUCAACGUUUCGCACAGACCCUCCACGGCAUCAAGAGGAGGCACGACGGCGUCGUGACCACAAUGGCCCAGGGCAUCCUCGAGUACAAGCGACAACGGCAGCGCAUGCAGAUCAACGAGUCCAUACAGUCCUUCCUCGACCGCUUCUACAUGUCCCGUAUCGGCAUACGCAUGCUCAUCGGCCAGCACAUUGCCCUCACUGACCAGAGUCGGCACCGCGACCCCAGCUACGUCGGCGUCAUCUGCACAAAGACAAAUGUGCAGGACCUCGCCCAGGAAGCCAUUGAGAAUGCGCGUUUUGUGUGCGAAGACCACUACGGCCUUUUUGAGGCCCCGCGUGUCCAGCUCGUCUGCAACCCGGACCUCAACUUCAUGUACGUCCCGGGCCACCUGUCGCACAUGCUCUUUGAGACGCUCAAGAACUCGCUUCGCGCUGUGGUCGAGGCACACGGCGAGGACAAGCAGGAGUUCCCUGUCACAAAGGUCAUUGUCGCCGAGGGAAAAGAAGACAUCACCAUCAAAAUCUCGGACGAGGGGGGCGGCAUCCCUCGCAGCGCAAUCCCCCUCGUUUGGACCUACAUGUACACCACCGUCGACCGCACGCCCAGCCUAGACCCGGACUUUGACAAGAGCGACUUCAAGGCGCCCAUGGCUGGCUUCGGCUACGGUUUACCCAUAUCGCGUCUGUACGCGCGGUACUUUGGCGGUGAUCUGAAAUUGAUCAGCAUGGAGGGCUACGGAACUGAUGUGUACCUCCACCUCAACCGACUCUCCUCGUCGUCGGAACCUCUCCAAUAG
Messenger RNA from Emericellopsis atlantica, 1326 nucleotides. RefSeq names its product pyruvate dehydrogenase kinase. Gene Ontology annotation, molecular function: pyruvate dehydrogenase (acetyl-transferring) kinase activity. The transcript is spliced from 2 exons. The record is from RefSeq and is a predicted model, not a curated record. Gene Ontology annotation, biological process: regulation of glucose metabolic process; protein phosphorylation. Gene Ontology annotation, cellular component: mitochondrion. The coding region runs from base 1 to 1326 and encodes 441 amino acids. NCBI's taxonomy places the organism in Eukaryota, Fungi, Ascomycota, Sordariomycetes, Hypocreales, Bionectriaceae.